Messenger RNA from Acanthosepion pharaonis, 1263 nucleotides. The record is from the annotation of a GenBank genome assembly. Lineage: Eukaryota; Metazoa; Mollusca; Cephalopoda; Sepiida; Sepiidae.
AUGCAACCACCCAAACAACCAAACAACCAAUCAACCAACCAAUCAACCAACCAUGCAACCAAACAAUCAACCAGCGAUCCAACCAAUCAACCAACCAUGCAACCAACCAACCAACCAAUCAAACAACCAAUCAAACAACCAAUCAAACAACCAAACAUUUCCCAAUGUUCAUUCUCUUGCUGUUUCUUUCUCAUUUGUGAUUUUCUUUCAUUUUCUCUUCUCGCUAUUUUUCUCUUUUUAUAUCUUUAUUUCCUCAUCUUUCCACCUCUCUUUCAGUCCUUGGUGUCUUUCCUUUCUGAUGCUCCCUCUUUCCCAACACCUUCCUCUCUCUCUCUCUCUCUCUCUUUCGCACUCUUUCUUUUCUUUUCAUUUAUUUCUUUAUCCCUUCACUUUUCUCGCCUCUCUUUCAUUUCUUCUCAUUUAUUUUCUUCACGCAUACCCCUCUCUCUCUUUCAUUCCUUCUCUUUCUUAUCUCUCUCUCAUGCCGUUUUCACUCUUUCCAUCUCUUCAAUCAGUUCAUCUCUCCCAUAUUCUCCCCCUCUCAUUCUCUUUUCAUUAGUUCCCUACUACUCUAUCAUUCUAUUUUCCCCUCCCUCACUCACUCGUUGCUUGUCUCUUUCUUUUUCUUUUUUUCUUUCCUUUUUUGCUACCACUUCUAUCUAUCCACCUUCCCCUCUCUCUCUCUCUUUCACAAUCUUCUUCCUUUCCUUCUCAUUCAUUUCCUUAUCCCUUCAUUUUCUCUCAACUCUUUUUCAUUUCCUCUUAUUUAUUCCCUUCUCUAUCCCCGCCUGCUUUUCUCUCUCUUUCUCAUUCAUUCUUUUCUUAUAUCUCUCAUGCCGUUUUCUCUCUUUCCUUCUCUUCAGUAGUUCAUCUUUCUCACCUUCCCUCUUCCACAUUAUCUUUUCAUUAGUUCCUUUUUCAAUACCCUUUCUCUCUUUUUCCUUCUCUCACUUUAAUGCCUUUACUCUUUUAUUCUCUCAUUUUAAUUUAUUCUUCCUUUCUUUCUUUAAUUCUUCCUUUUUCUUCUCUUACCAUUUCAUACCCUUUCCUUUUCUCUUAUCACUCUAUCAAUCUAUAUAUCCCACCCCCAUUCACUCGUUCCUUGUCUCUUUCUCGUUUUUCUUUUUUCUCUCUAUAUCUCUUUCCUACUCUCUUCCUUCUCUCUCCCUUUUAUACGCUUUGGUGUCUUUCCUUCUCUUUUCUUUUAAUUUUAACCCUCUCUAUUUAUCUUUUCCUUCAUCUCUCUUCCUUAUCUGUCCUUAA